GCUUACCUAAAUGAAUUACAUCAAUUAUUUCAAACAAUCUAUUUGUACUCCUCUCAGCUCACCUUCAAUUUUAUGAGUUGUGGAAACAAAAUAUGUCAUACAUAAGAAAUUUUAGACUCGAGGAUUUGUUUAAGAUUAAUCAAGUCAAUCUAGAUCCUUUGACAGAGACAUAUGGCUUAUGUUUUUAUAUGAAAUAUAUGAUUCACUGGCCAAGUCUUUUCAAAGUUUCUGAACAUCCUAAUGGGAGAAUCAUGGGAUAUAUUAUGGGGAAAACAGAAGGGCAAAAUGAAAAUUUACAUGGGCAUGUUACAGCAUUAUCAAUUGCUCCAGAUUAUAGAAGAUUAGGAUUAGCGGAGUCUUUGAUGAAACAUUUAGAAGAUUAUUCUGAUAGACAAAAUUGCUAUUUUGUUGACUUAUUUGUAAGGGUGUCUAAUACAGUAGCCAUAACAAUGUAUAAGAAGCUAGGUUAUACAAUAUAUAGAAGAGUUUUGAAUUAUUAUGCUGGAGAUUUUUCUGAAGAUGCCUUUGAUAUGAGGAAAGCAUUAUCAAGAGAUGUUGAAAAGAAGUCUAUUAUACCCUUACCACAUCCGGUUACCCCUGAUGAAGUUGAUUAAACAAAUUCUUAUGAAUGAAUGCCUUUUAAAAAUUAUUUGUUGAGUAAAAAUUACAUGGGAAAUAUAAUGAAUGGUUAUUUUAGGUGAAUAUAAAUAAUUGAACUUGCCACAUUAUCUGUGAUAUAUAUUAUAUGAAAUAAUAUGAUUUAAAUUUGCA
Molecule: messenger RNA, 771 nt
Organism: Gordionus sp. m RMFG-2023
Lineage: Eukaryota; Metazoa; Nematomorpha; Gordioida; Chordodea; Parachordodidae
Product: N-alpha-acetyltransferase 20-like
Exons: 7
Coding region: 93-614 (173 amino acids)
Biological process (GO): N-terminal peptidyl-methionine acetylation
Cellular component (GO): NatB complex
Molecular function (GO): protein-N-terminal amino-acid acetyltransferase activity
Source: RefSeq, a predicted model, not a curated record